GUAUUUGAUCUGUUAAACAAGAAGCAAAAGUUACGAGUGCUUGAGGAUCACAAGCAGCAGGUUCAAGUUGUGGGACUAAAAGAAGAACCAAUCGCAAAUCCAGAUGAUGUUUUGCGUCUCAUUCAACAUGGCAACAAUGUACGGACAUCUGGGACAACAUCAGCCAAUCAGCAUUCCUCUAGGUCACAUGCAGUAUUUCAAAUUAUCCUUCGACGAAGCAAAUUGAAGCCAUCAGCGCGCCAAAAUCAAGCACCUACACAAAAUACAAAUAAGAUACACGGGAAGUUUUCAUUGAUAGAUUUAGCAGGUAAUGAACGUGGAGCAGACACAUCAAGUGCUGACAGGCAGACAAGGAUGGAGGGUGCUGAAAUUAACAAAAGUCUCUUAGCACUCAAGGAGUGUAUCCGGGCAUUGAGUAGAAAGGGCGCUCACCAGCCAUUCCGUGCUAGCAAGCUGACCCAGGUUUUGAGAGAUUCCUUUAUUGGAGAUAAUUCUAGAACAUGUAUGAUUUCUAUGAUCUCUCCCGGGAUGAGCUGCUGUGAGCACACACUGAACACACUGAGAUAUGCAGACAGGUUCGUAUCACCUAGCCAUCGAAAAGUCUCCCUUGAAUUUGUCCACUUUUGAUAAUUGAUACCUAUGAAUAGUGUGCUCUUUGAUACACAAUCUUCAGUUAACUUGAAA
Molecule: messenger RNA, 684 nt
Organism: Pecten maximus
Lineage: Eukaryota; Metazoa; Mollusca; Bivalvia; Pectinida; Pectinidae
Product: kinesin-like protein KIF2A
Exons: 6
Biological process (GO): microtubule-based movement
Molecular function (GO): ATP binding; microtubule motor activity; microtubule binding
Source: RefSeq, a predicted model, not a curated record